Messenger RNA from Aspergillus vadensis CBS 113365, 1866 nucleotides. RefSeq names its product putative C6 transcription factor. The record is from RefSeq and is a predicted model, not a curated record. Gene Ontology annotation, biological process: DNA-templated transcription; regulation of DNA-templated transcription. The annotation marks the transcript as partial. The transcript has 6 exons. Gene Ontology annotation, molecular function: zinc ion binding; DNA-binding transcription factor activity, RNA polymerase II-specific; DNA binding. NCBI's taxonomy places the organism in Eukaryota, Fungi, Ascomycota, Eurotiomycetes, Eurotiales, Aspergillaceae.
GUAGUCCAAAUGCCCCAUCGUCCCCGAAAAAUCCAGCGUAUUUCAAGGGCCUGUGACCUUUGCCAUCGACGUAGCAUCAAAUGCACGAAGACCCAAGGCCCACUCGAACCCUGUCAAAACUGCGUGGAUUUCGAUAUCCCCUGUACAUAUGAUCGUCCGUUACGGAAAAGAGGUGGUCGAAGAGGAGCCCGCCAAGGGGAACAGGAGCCUGCAUACCGACCGGGUGGCGACGUUGUCGCUACUACUAUCCCCUCUCGACCAGCCCAUUCGGCAGAUGAUCUUCAAGUUGGUGUGACUGCUCAAUUAUCGACAGAUGCUGAUAAUAAUUCCUGGGCAAUCACGGAUCCGCACUGUAGCUCCGAUUCACCGUUGACUCCCUGGAAGGCACUGGCAGUCGCCUGUCAUUCCGUGGUGCAGGAUCUUGCCCAGGUGUAUUUUGAGAUCGUUUAUCCGAUAUUUCCUCUAUUUCAUCCACCAUCGUUCUUGAGAGUCCUCCGCGAUGGAAAACAUCUUAAGGACCAGGGGUUGUUCGCCUCAACAAUGGCAAUGUGUGCCUUAGCCUCCGCACGCGCCAGGGAUGGCGGUCUAUAUUCGAACCAGCGAUCACGACCACAGUUGUCACAUCCGCCACCAGAGGUCUUUUGGACUGCAGCUAAGGAGUCUAUCCCUCGGGACCUGGCCGCAGCAAGGGGCAUCGAAUACAUGAGGGCAUGUGCGAUUCUCAGCAUUGCCGCCAUCCAGAAUGGCCAGAUCCGGGAUAUGCAUCAAUAUUUAGGCAUGUAUCACACAUUAAGCAUUAUGGAAGGGCUACAUGAUGAGAAGUUAUGGCCAAGAGACUUGAGUGUCGUGGACGUGGAAGUUCGACGGAGGCUGUUUUGGUCAAUGUAUACGCUAGAUGUGUUUUCGGCGACCGUAUUGGGAGGCACAAUUCGUUUCAGAGAAGUUCAGUCAAAUGUACGCUACCCCAGAGAGGUAAAUGACGAUGUGCUUGAUUCCGCGAUAGAAGCACCGAUAUCGGCGGAAUGUACCACACAUGAACCAUCGGUUUGGAUGCGAGGGUGGAAUUUUACCACUGACCUCUAUCGAAUACUGGAGCAUGCUAUUGACGGCCAGCGGCAAAUGCAGCGCGCCGCGAAUGAGAGCCCCUGGUCGUUAUUUCGCCCGACCCCUGUCCCGGGCCCAUUGAUUAUGGAGCAUGUGCAUUCCCUCUUCUCGGCGUUACCGUCGCAGCUUCAAUCAACUAAGCCCGCUACCGGUGAUCCUGAGCAUGAUAUUGUUGGAUUCCAGUCUGCUAACAUCCAAGCAACGCUCCAGCUUCUUAGCAUGGUCCUUUCUUCAAGUGAGGAUCAAGGUGUGGAGGAGAAAUGCGAGGUUGCGGGGAACGUGCUCAGCGUCUUUAGCACAGUGCCAAUUGAAUAUCUCAAAGCAAUCAGUUCUCCCCUGCUCUACCAUUUGGGAGGGAUUGGAUUCAUUCUUGGAUCUGUCAUGGAAGGAAGCCUCUCCGAGAUGUCUUACCAAAGAGUUCGCAAACUUCUAUUAGACAUGGCAACACUUUUGUCUCAAUUGGAGUCCGGACUCACCCGCUCCACUGGCGCCAGUGAACGACUCAGAUCACAGGUUAAGCGGAUAGACGACUACAUGGAUACGACUCGGCAUGCCAAUAUGCGCUCUGAGCAGCCAGAAAUUGAUCAAUCACAACACUUCGAAGGCUACAUACGACCUACCUCAGGCCAGCCAGCUGACUUUGAUGACCCACUAGCUUAUUUCGAAUUGCCUUCAGACUUACUGGAUGACUGGCCCUGGUCAUCCGGUGCAGGCUUAUUAGAAGGAAUAUUUCCGAUGGCGUUAAGGAAGACAGACGACUAA